GAAUCACACACAGCUCUUAGCCAGGAUGGGCCUUCUGGCAUCACAUCUGAAUUAGUGCUGGGCCUCACUUUUAAGAACAGAAAACUGGACAUCUUGGGGCACAUCUGCAUUGGAGUGUCUACAAGGGAGAAGAGAUCACAGAGAAGGCAUCUUUAACUGCAGUUAACAACACCAAGGCCCUCACAGCAGCCCCCAUGGGCUCUGUGAAUUCCCGAGGGUCCAAGGCAGAAGCCCAGGUGGUGAUGAUGGGCCUGGACUCAGCAGGCAAGACGACACUUCUGUACAAAAUGAAGGGCCACCAGGUGGUGGAGACCCUCCCCACUGUUGGUUUUAAUGUGGAGCCUCUUGAAGCCCCAGGACAUGUGUCGCUGACGCUCUGGGACAUUGGGGGACAGACCCAGCUCAGAGCCAGUUGGAAGGACCAUCUAGAAGGCACAGAUGCACUGGUGUAUGUGCUGGAUAGCACAGAUGAGGCUCGCCUGCCUGAGGCAAUGGCUGAACUCAUGGAGGUCCUGGACAGCCCCUGCAUGGUGGGUGUCCCUGUCCUGGUGCUAGCCAACAAGCAGGAGGCGCCCGGGGCUCUGUCAUUGCUUGAGAUCAGAGACAGGCUGGGCCUGGAGCAACUGCAGGAUUGUUGCUGGGAGCUCCGGGCCUGCAGUGCCCUUACAGGUGCAGGUCUACCGGAGGCCUUGCAGAGCUUGGGAAAGCUCCUGAAAUCCCACAGAAGUUGCAGGUGAACAUUGUCUGGGCAGGGAGAGCAAGAAGUCUUGAACUGGGCAAAAGGUAAUCUGCUCAAACAAACUAGAAGAACCAGCCAGCCCUGGAGAGUAUGAAACGUGGUUUAUCAAACAAGCAAUUCUGUGGUUGGAUGGAAUGUUUACCUCUUGGGACUUAUUGUCACUGAAUUUAUGUGGCAAAUCAACUCUCUUGGGGUGGAAAGAUAGCUCAUCAGACAGAGUGAAUGCCUUGCUAUGCUUGUAGCCUAGGUUCAAGCCUUGUCACCACCUGGGAGUCUUACAACACCAGUGAAAGUAUUGGUGCUAUGUUUUCUCUCUCUCUCUCUCUCCUUCUCUCUCUCUCUCUCUCUCUCCAUAUUUCUAACUAAAUUUAAAAAAAAAGCCUAAGACCAUUGAAAUAGCUUACUUGAAUAAUGUGCUGCUUUGUCAUGUGCACAGCCCAGGUUCAAACCCAUCCUCUACCACAUUGAAGGAAGCUUUAGUGCUGUGGUCUCUUUCACUUUCUCCCUCUCGUUCUAUCCCUCCUUCCCUCCCUCUAACAGAUCAACAAUAAAAUGAAGAAGUUAAAAAAAAAAAGUGUCACCUCUUCCUCUUUAUUGUCCUGGUACCAACCUAAGAAAACACUGAAAGAUGGCUUACCAGAUAGAAAAGCAAUGCUAUAUUAAGUACUGAUUAGUGAUGGCAAUGGGACAUUCCUUAGCUCAGAAAAUUGAAAAUAUUAAGAGGCACUAGCAUAAGAGAGAAAAUAUUACAUUCUGGUUCAAAUUUAUAUGACUGCAUUUUUUUUAACUGCCACCAUGGUGAUUAUUGGGGCUCAGUGCUGGCUGGCACUACAAAUCCACUGCUCCCGGUGGCCAUUUUUUCCUGUUUUUUUUUUCUUUCUAUUUUUUUUUAAUUAGAUAGGAUAGAGAGAAAUUAUAAGAGGAGGGGGAGAUAGAGAGGAGGACAGAAAGACACCUACAGACUUGCUUCACCACUCGUGAAGCAUCCCCCCUGCAGGUGGGGAGAGGGGACUCGAAUCUGUGUCCUUGAACUUGAUACUAUAUGUGAUUAACUGGGUGUUCUACUGCUAGAUGCCUAUGACUACAUUUCCCACAUAUAUAGAGCAUAUGUGUCUUUACACAGUGAAGAAAGUUAUCAUGCAAAUAAAGGUAAGAUAAUCUUAACCAUCUUAACCUUAGGCCCAAUGAUGACAGUCUUCAUGAGAACAGCAAUAAGUUAAAAUAGUAUAUUGGGUCAGUGAAAUAGUUCGCUUAUAUAGUGUGCUAUUUUGCCAUGUGUACAACCCAGGUUUGAGCCUGGACCCCACUGCAUCAAAGGAAGCUUCAGUGAUGCAGUGAUGUUGUCUGCCUCUCUCUCCUUCUAUCCUACAAAAAAUAAUUUAAACAAGUUUUGCGAGGAGUGGUGAAAUUAUUAUUACUACUAUUAUUAUUGCCUCCAGGGUUAUCACUGUGGCUUGGUGCCUGUACUACGAAUCCACUGCUCCUGUGGCUAUUUUUUCCUUUUUUUAAUUGGUUAGGACAGAGAGAAAUUGAGAGACGAGGGGGAGUUACAGAGGGAGAGAAAAAUAAUUCCCCCCCUUGCAGAUAGGGAGCCAGGGAUUCGAACCAGAAUCCUUGGAACAGGUCCUUGUGCUUCGUACUAUGUGCACUUAACCGUAACCUGGUGCAUCACCAUCAGGCCUACAGAGUGAUGAAAUUAUACAUGUGAGACCCCAGCUCUGCAAAGCAACUCUUUGAAUAAUGAUCCUCUGGAGAGAAAAAUAUACUCUAAAAAAUUCAGUUAUUUUCCCCUUACCAAACAUGAACUGAACAAUUGUAAUAAUAGCAAAAUCUGGCUGCAUAAUAAUUAAGAUUUAAAUUCAGAGAGGGAAAGUGGUUUCAAAGUCAAGA
Messenger RNA from Erinaceus europaeus (western European hedgehog), 2629 nucleotides. It is a transcript of the gene ARL11, whose product is annotated as ADP ribosylation factor like GTPase 11. The record is from RefSeq and is a predicted model, not a curated record. Gene Ontology annotation, biological process: intracellular protein transport; vesicle-mediated transport. Gene Ontology annotation, cellular component: cytoplasm. The transcript is spliced from 3 exons. Bases 195 to 737 code for a protein of 180 amino acids. Gene Ontology annotation, molecular function: GTPase activity; GTP binding. NCBI's taxonomy places the organism in Eukaryota, Metazoa, Chordata, Mammalia, Eulipotyphla, Erinaceidae.